Molecule: messenger RNA, 2139 nt
Organism: Cryptococcus deneoformans JEC21
Lineage: Eukaryota; Fungi; Basidiomycota; Tremellomycetes; Tremellales; Cryptococcaceae
Product: expressed protein
Exons: 7
Coding region: 37-1983 (648 amino acids)
Biological process (GO): actin cytoskeleton organization
Molecular function (GO): actin binding; small GTPase binding
Source: RefSeq, a predicted model, not a curated record
AUACCCAUAAACACCUGGGAUUUCUCGCCAGAGGACAUGUCCAAGGUAGCCAGCCAGCCAGCUAACAACCCUCCCAGGAGGCCAUCAGGUGGUAGACAGCCGCCAGGUCCCAUGGGUGGCCCGAAGGAAACGCCAAAGCAUACUCCACAACGAUCUCAGCCGUACGCCCAACAGCAGCAACGUGCAGCCAUGUCUAUGCCUCCUCCUCAAGGAAAGCCUAUCUAUAGCCAUAUCAAGUCUGUACAUCAGCCACAGCGUGCCUAUCCGGCUUCCGUAUCCCGCUCUCAACACGGUGCACCGCAGCAACAACCGCCACAUUUGAGAGAAACCUCCCGUACAAACAUGCCGCCUCCCAGACAGACCGGUGCCACUAUGCCUCAUAAGAGAGAGACUUGGAAGAAUCAAGAAGGGGACAAGUUAGAAGAGCAGUUUGACCACCUUCUUGAUUCGCUCCAAGUGCCCGAGACUGUUCGUCUGAAGUUUUCUACAGUUUCACCAGCUAUUAAAUCCUCUAUUCUCUCUUCUACACUUACUUCCAAUCCUUCUAUUCUCUCUUCUCUCGGUUUACCUCUGCCCACAUCGCCCCUUCAAUCACCCAAGGCGAAAAAGAAGCUCUCCACACCGCUUUUAAGGAAAUCCAAAAGCUCUGGCGAGCUCAAAGGUGAUCAUAGCACGACUGUCAAUGUAGGCGGGGAAGGAUUUGUCAUUGUUGCUAGCCCGAGGUCCGGUGAGGGCGGGAUCAUGUCACCUCCUCUCCAGCCCGGCGGCAUGAGGGGACAGAGCCUUGAUCUUGGUAGACCAUCGCAUUCCUCAAGGCCUAGUUCCCGUCUAUUCGGCCACAAUCCUUCCCCUUCACUUGGUAACAAAAAUUUUGCCAAGGGACUGGGAAUUGCGGUGGGGGAGCAACCGGAGGCAUUCAUCAGUUGGCUUUCAACUUAUAAAGGUACCGAUUUACGAAUGGAUGUAGCGAGGUGUAAAAAAUUGAGGAUGUUGCUCAGGCAAGAGUCGACAGAUUGGGUAGGGGCGUUUGUGGAGAUGGGUGGGUAUGGUCUGAUAAUAGACAAACUGCAAGAUUUACUGGACAUUGAAUGGAGGGAGGAACAACAUGAUGAUCAAAUGCUUUAUGAGCUUUUGAGAUGCAUAAAAGCCCUUUCAACUUCCGAGAUUGGAAAAGCCGCCCUUCGCAAAUUAUAUCCUCGCCCGUUCCCUGCACUUUCUGUUCUUCUUUUCUCUGAAAAGAAACCAGGUGAUCUCGCCAGCCGGCAGCUCAUCGUCGAACUCUGGCUCUUCAUUUUCGAGCUUUUCACUCCCCUUCCUCAAACCCCUAACAAAAGACCAACCUCAAUCAGGUUCGACGAGAAGGCCAACCCUUCACCGAGAGAUGUCACGGUAUUUAUUAGGAGUCUGCUUGUACCCGAUUUGCCUGAUCCGACAAAGGAUCAACAUGAAUUCGUUACGCAAGCUCAUCGACCUAGGGUAUUCAAGGCAUGGGUGGGUGAGCUCAGCGAUAUCUGUCGAGAUUACUUCUGGAUUAUGUGUCAUGCUUCAAAUACCCUGUGGGCGUUAGAGCAAGUUGAUGAAUCGCUGGUGGAGAAACCUGUUGCACCUGGGGGUGCCACUGGGGGAGUGGAAUUUGAAGCAAUGAACUAUGUGACCACCCAUUUCAAGCUUCUGAAUGCAUUUGCCGCACGCCAGGCAAAGGAGAAUAUGGACAAGGCGAGGCAAUUACACUACGACUUGAUGGCCUCUGGUAUGGAUAGAAUCCUUGUGACUUUCCGGAAGGCAUCGACGACGUACUACCCCUGUGUCCAUCUUGAGCUGGCAAGAUACGUCCGCCUUUUACAAGAAGCAUCUCCGAACGGGAAACUGCCAUAUUUGAUAAGCAAAAUGGUCGGGCCGCCUCCCGAAGAGGUCACAAAGGCGCAGUAUAGAUCUGGUUAUGCGUGGUUGCCUAUGCCCAGUGUGACAAGCGGGAGGAUUUAACGCGUCUACGAUGGGAGACGAGAAGUUAGAGGGAGCUGUAUCAGUGUGAAAUGAGUUUUGAUGUGUGCUAAGCAGCAGUAACGAUACUUCGCAAGGUCAUCAGGGGAAUUUAUACCCACGUUUGUAAAUGCCUUUUUAUGAAUCAUAUAUAGCUUU